This is a messenger RNA of Cordyceps fumosorosea ARSEF 2679, 1878 nucleotides long. Its product is annotated as Kelch repeat type 1. The transcript has a single exon. The record is from RefSeq and is a predicted model, not a curated record. NCBI's taxonomy places the organism in Eukaryota, Fungi, Ascomycota, Sordariomycetes, Hypocreales, Cordycipitaceae. Gene Ontology annotation, molecular function: protein binding. The coding region runs from base 1 to 1878 and encodes 625 amino acids.
AUGGAGCAGGUCAAGCUUCUCCGGCGUCGCACCGGCGACCUGCUCGCCAGUGCCCAGCAAAACAUGGCCAGCACCCAGCAGAGCUUCCUCAGCAGCGCCCAGCAGAACCUCCCCGCCUUCUCCAUGCCGCAGUUCAACCUCCGCACCCUCACCCAGUCCUCCUCCUCCCCUCCCGCCGAGCCCACCGCCACCUGGCAGCGCAUCGACGACAUCCCCGCGCUCCGCCGCUCCGGCCACUCCCUCGACAUCGUCGGCGGCAGCGCCUACAUCUUUGGCGGCGAGCUCGACCCGACGUCACCCGACGGCCGGCCCGAGCUCGCCGACAACGACAUGCACGUCGUGCGCCUGCCCGUCAGCGGCGCCAGCACCGACUACCUCCGCAUCCGGGCCGUCCCCGAGACGCCCGACGAGGUCGGCGACGAGGCCGCCUCGUCCGCCGCGGGGUCCGAGGUCGGCAGCGUCAGCAGCCCGUCCCGAUCCAAGGGCAAGGGACGCGCUAUCGAGAUAUCCCGACCGGACUUGGGCGACGUCCCCGCGCCGCGCGCCGGCCAUGCCACGGCGGUCAUCGGCUCCCGCAUCUUUCUCUUUGGCGGCCACGGCCUCGGCCCCAACCCCGACGACGACACGACGACGACGCUGCCGCCGCCGCCGCUAGACGAGGCCGGCACCGUCUGGGUCUUUGACACGCGCACCCGCGCCUGGAGCCGCCUCGACCCGUCGCCCGCCGUCAAGGGCGGCGCCAUCACCAUCCACCCCGCCGCUCGCACCGGCCACUGCGCCGCCGCCACGGACAAGCCCCGCGAUUUCGGCCCGACCACCACUGUCACCUCCUCCUCCUCCUCCUCCAACACCACCACAACAGCAGCUGCUUCUUCCACUCCCACACCCGCCGCCGCUCCCGCCAGCCCCACGACUCUGCGCGCCAGGGCGCAGAGCUGGCGCGACUGGGCCGUCGGCGACCUCCUCGCCACCGCCGUCGGCGCGCAGGAGCCCGCCGUCGGGCACGUCGCCGAGAACGCCGUCGACGAGGAGUCCCGCGGCUACGGCACGCUCCUCAUCCACGCCGGCCGCCUCUCGACCAACGGCAGCACCCGCGGCGGCGACGUCUGGGCCUUUGACGUGCGCUCUCGGAUGUGGUCCGAGCUGCCCGCCGCGCCCGCGCCCGCCCGCGACGCCGCUGCCCUGUGCGUCGGCCAGAACCGGCUCUUCCGCUUCGGCGGCAUCGACGACGACGAGGCUGCUCUCGGCGGGCAGCUGGAUUACCUGCCGCUCGAGGUGGAGACGGCGGACGACAGGCGGCGGCGCGGAGGAGCGAGGGUCGAGGUGGCGGUGCGCGCGCGCGACGCCUGGCAGACCAUCGUGCAGCGCCCGACGAGCACGUACAGCAGCACCGUGACGCCCGCGACGCCGCUGUCCUCGCCACGCGCCUCGACCUUUUCGGAGAGCCUCGGUAGCGAGCAGCAGCAGCAGCAGGACUGGCCGUGUCCGCGCGGCGGCGCCGUCUUGGAGGCCGUCGGCCGCGAGGCCGUCGUGCUUGCGUUCGGCGAGAGCGCUGGCGGGCAGCCGCUGGACGACGUGUGGGUGUUCCGGGCGCCUCCCGCGCCGCUGCUGUCGGUCAUGCAGGUCGUCGGCCGGCGGAACGCGACGGCGGCGGCGAGCGCCGAAGGGGGCCGGUGGACGCGGGUGGCGACGCGGCCGCACGACGAGGACGAGGAAGAGGAGGGGAACCGGCCGGCGGGAGCGUUGUUGCUGCCUCGGGCGCGGGGGCUGCUGGCCGCGGCGUCGAUGAAUAACCUCGAGGACAGCGGGUUGCUCGUCUGGGGCGGCCGGGGCGAGGCCGGGGCGAGGCUCGGCGACGGCUGGGUCUUGCGACUGUGA